This is a messenger RNA of Amyelois transitella, 611 nucleotides long. RefSeq names its product protein KRTCAP2 homolog. Lineage: Eukaryota; Metazoa; Arthropoda; Insecta; Lepidoptera; Pyralidae. The coding region runs from base 152 to 547 and encodes 131 amino acids. The transcript is spliced from 4 exons. The record is from RefSeq and is a predicted model, not a curated record.
GACAUUAAUUGACUUUCUUGACAUUGAUUAAGAAACAAGACAACGCGGCAUUACGAUACGAUAUACCGGCUAGUGCUGUAUCUAUUUAUUUUCAACUUUGAUUUAAUUAUUGUUAAAUAAACAUAAAAUUAAUAUAAUAACAGUUUAAAAUAUGGCUGUAAACAGUGGUACUUCUUUCGUUUUGUCUUCAAUUCUGGCUCUUUUGAUAUUUUCGCUAAUGCAGCUAUAUAAACCAAUUUUAGUGCGAUCGCCAAUCACAAUAAUAUUCGGUGGCUAUCUGGGAUCACUCAUGUUCAUGUUCUUUAUUACUGCUGUUGGGAAUUUAGAGACAGCAUUAUUUGGAAAAAAUUUUCAAUUGAAACUUCCAGAAAUAGUUAUUUCUAUGGCUGUAUCAUUAAUAGCAGCUGGGAUGGUGCACAGAAUCUGCUUUACUACAUGCUUGAUAUUCUCUAUUAUCACAAUCUAUUACAUGAAUAAGCUGUCUCAGAAAACUUACGCCUCCUCAGUUCCUGCACCUGCUCCAGUGAAGAGUCGUCGCCACAAGUAAUGUUCUAUUUAAUAUAGGUGUUUUUUACUGUAUUUUAUGGUCACAAAUACAUUUUUACUCAAAA